Centropristis striata (black sea bass) is the source of this 4530-nucleotide messenger RNA. It is a transcript of the gene nhlrc2, whose product is annotated as NHL repeat containing 2. Gene Ontology annotation, molecular function: protein binding. The record is from RefSeq and is a predicted model, not a curated record. Bases 40 to 2199 code for a protein of 719 amino acids. The transcript is spliced from 12 exons. Lineage: Eukaryota; Metazoa; Chordata; Actinopteri; Perciformes; Serranidae.
GUUGUGCGUUUACCUAGCAGGCUGGUUGUUGCAGGAAACAUGGCGUCCCAGUGCAGCCUUUCUACUUUAUUUCCUAUCCAAAGUGAACUGGAUUGCGCCCUAGAUGAGUCAACGACACAGCAAGAGAAAGAAAACCUUGUUAACGAGUAUUUGAAAAAACUAGACGAAGGAGAGGAUCUGAAGAUACCCGAUUUCCAGACAGGCUUGGAAUGGCUGAACACAGAGGGGCCUCUGUCUUUCAACAAGGAGCUGGCUGGUAAAGUGGUGCUGCUGGACUUCUUUACUUACUGCUGCAUCAACUGCAUGCACAUCCUGCCUGACCUGCACCAGCUGGAGGAGAAGCACUCUGUCAAAGAUGGAUUGGUUAUCGUUGGUGUGCACUCAGCCAAAUUCCCCAAUGAAAAGGUCCUGGACAACGUCCGCAGCGCCGUGCUCCGCUACGACAUCUGCCACCCAGUGGUGAACGACAGCGAGGCUCAGCUCUGGCAUGAUCUUGAGGUGUCCUGCUGGCCCACGCUGGUCUUAUUGGGCCCACGUGGCAACCUGCUCUUCUCCCUGGUGGGCGAAGGCCACCGUGACAGGCUGACGCUCUAUACUGAUAGCGCCCUCCGUCACUACGGGGAGCAGGGUCUGUUGAAGACGCAUGCAGUGGGGCUCAAGCUGUACCGAGACUCCCUGCCUCCCAGCAUCCUGUCGUUUCCUGGGAAGGUUGCCGUGGACGACAGCAAGAAAAGACUGGCAAUAGCCGACACUGGACAUCACCGAAUACUGGUGGUGUCCUCGACUGGACAGCUGUUACAUGUUAUAGGAGGGCCUAAAAGCGGGAGACAAGAUGGCAACUUGUCCGAAGCUUCUUUUAAUUCCCCUCAGGGUGUGGCCAUUAAAGGAGACACUGUAUAUGUCGCGGACACGGAAAACCAUCUGAUCCGAAAGAUUGACCUGUUAGAGGGAAGAGUCAGCACUCUGGCUGGAGUAGGUGCUCAAGGCACAGACAAAGAAGGCGGGGCCACGGGACCUCAGCAGCCCAUCAGCUCUCCUUGGGAUGUGACUCUUGGCUCUGCCGGUGGUGCUGAAGAUAACGUGCUGUGGAUAGCCAUGGCAGGGACCCACCAGAUCUGGGCUCUGUUCCUAGCAGAUGGGAAACUGCCCAAAGGAAGUGAGUCCAAGGCGGGCACAUGCGUGCGAUGGGCAGGUAGCGGCAAUGAGGAGAACCGAAACAACUCCUACCCCCACAAGGCUGGCUUUGCUCAGCCUUCAGGCCUGGCUUUAGCCCCAGAGGAGCCCUGGGGCUGCCUGUAUGUGGCCGAUAGCGAAAGCAGCACCAUCCGCACGCUGGCACUGAAGGAUGGAGCCGUCAAGUUGCUGGUCGGGGGAGAGAGAGACCCGCUGAACCUUUUUGCUUUCGGGGAUGUAGACGGUAAAGGGGUGGAUGCCAAACUGCAGCAUCCUCUCGGUGUUGCCUGGUGUCCGGAACAAAGCUUGCUCUAUGUGGCCGACUCCUACAACCACAAGAUCAAGGUGGUGGAUCCAAAAGCAAAGCAGUGCAGCACAUUAGCAGGGACUGGAGAGGCUGGAGGCACUCUGGGCCCUGAAUUUAACAAAUCCUGCUUCAAUGAACCUGGAGGGAUCUGCAUUGGUGACAGCGGCAAGCUUCUCUAUGUGACCGAUACCAACAACCACCAGGUCAAAGUUCUGGACCUGUCCUCCCAGACCGUUUCACUGUUCCCCGUCUCCUCAGACGUCCUGGACUCGGUACCUUCGAAGCCUUCUGGUCCUGCCAAAGCCCCCAAGCUUCCUAAAUCAGCUGCCAGGAAAGAAAUGCCACCGGUGGCAGUGUCAGCAGGCCAGACUCUCGCCAUAUCGCUCACACUGUCACUUCCAGAAGGAACCAAACUCACCAAAGAGGCGCCAAGCUGCUGGGCUCUUUCAGCUGAAGGUAACGAAUGGCUGCUAGAAGAUCAGGUGCUUACUGGUGACAUUGUGGAUCUGUCGAAGCCCCUCUCCAUCUCAACCAAACUUCCAGCUGCUUUUAAGGACUUGAACAGCAAUCCAAGCCUCAUGUUAGGUGUGUGGGUGUACUACUGUAUGGAAACAGGUAAGGCCUGUUUGAUGAAAGCAGCCUCCUUCACCCAGCCUCUUCAAAUAAGUGCCGAUCACAGAGAGGGAGAAGUCACUGUGGUGUUGGCUCAUGCCUUCUAAAACCUCUGACCUGUCUCAGUCACAGAAUCAACACUAUCUGUAGCGUUGAGUUUGUCUUUUCAGCUAAGCUAACCCCCCGGCUCCUGUUUUUUUCAUAGUUCUGGAGGCAGAAGACACAGAUUGUCUCUGACUGUCACUUUUGACAAAAAUGCAAUUCUUACUAACCUGAUUUUCAGGGGAAUUUCAUUUCAAACUACUCAGAAGCCCCUUCUGCGAAACAUAAUCCAUCUGCGCUGUAAUGUCCUUGACCGUGUGUGACAGUUAUUGAUAGGAAUGCAAAUAGUUACAUCUCCAGUCAUGUUUAGCAAGCAAAUUCUUACAGCCUAAAAAUCUAUAUGAUCGUAUAUAUUUAUGUAAUAAAUUCCUACAAGGACGGGCUGUACUUACUGCGAUGUCCAUGUUAGUGAUUCAAGGAUUAGUGUUUUCCCUCAAAAUUACCUUCUUAUUCAUAAAACACUGUCAUAGGAUUUAAUGAAUGCAGAUGAUAAAAGACGUUCUCUGGAUUUAAUGAGAAACUUACUAUUGUGAUAGCUAAUUGGCAAGUUGGGAUGAUGGUGUCAGCGGUGGCUGGGCAGAUGAACAGAUUUUCUGUCAUUUAAUGAUGUUUUGGAAGAUCUAAAAUACUUUCAAAUAUUGGAAACAAAGUAAAGGCCGUAUAAUCAUUUUUCACCUCAACAACCAGAUGGAUGUGAAUUUCAAAGACACGACUGUUUACAUUCAGAUGUUCUGAGCAAAAUCUUUUUCUCCUUCGGCAACUCCUAAGAAGUAAUUAUUGAACAUUGUCUGCUUUUGAAAAAUCAGUGGAAGCCUUCUCUUUGUGUUUGAAACAGUUUCUCACAAACAUUAAAGGAGCUUUUUUUGUUUUAGUCCCAUGAGGAAUUACAUAGUAGGAUUUUUUUCAAAGGGAUGUUUUAAGGGAGAGUUGGGAUUUAUGGAGUGGGGUUGUAUAAGGAACUUAUCCAUAGUCAGCGAUUAUACCUACAGUAGACGGUGGUCAGCACAUGUUCUCUAAGCUGAUAUUUUAUUCAGACUCGGACAAAGAAGUUUAAUUCUGUCUUUGCUUGCAUAAGCAUUGCUUUAGAAUGCUAAUAUGGAGUUAUAAAGAGGGAGAAAAGGACAGAAAUGAAACUUGUGCCUUGAGAGGCUGAUGAGAGGUUAGCUAUGCAGAGACACACUUUUAUUAUUAAUAUACUAAAAGCUCCAAAGUAUUAUAUAAAAUCUUUACCUUGUACGUUUUAUGAAUAAUACAUUUCCAUGUGCAUGUGUGUGGUCGCUUAAAUUUACGGUGGUGCCUUCAGGCGCACUGAUAGAGCUUUCAUAAAUAUUUGUCUACACAUGUGUCACCACAGAAAGAGCGGUUGUUUACACUCAUAGCUUAGAGCUUUGUUCCAUGUCUCUGCUCUCCAGACUAAUUUUACGUUUGAUUAUUUACAACACAAUGCGUCCUUUUGAUUGAGACCUGAAAAUAUUGUUAUCUAAGUAAUGAAUAAAGUGCCUGUUUUUGAUAAGGGGAGGUGAACUGAGGUGAACGCCCAGUAAGGAAUCAAAGACUUAUUAAAAUCUCUCAACAAGCAUUUAUAUCAUCUUAACUCCACCACAGGGAACAUGAUUCAGAGGAGCUCAUAAUGUGUUGUUGUAACACGCUGUGUAUUUUGUUGCAUAACAUGUAUGAUAAGGUCUUACUGUCUGUUGAGUGUGUCGGUUAUCAUCGUGGUCAUCAUGACAUAACUGUGCUUGUCAGACUGUAUUAUUUGGUUUGGAUCACUCGGCCCAAGUGCCUUUAUAUUUAUGCGAUGACACAUAAACUGCAUCAAAAGCAAUAAAAAUACAUUCAGUAAUGGGAGAAAUGUAUUCCCACAAGUUAUUUAUUUCAAAUGAAAGUUUUUUCAGUGUCUUUUCUCAGCUCUGUUAUCCCUGUGGCGUUUUUUAAUGAACUGUAAUGAGCUUGAGUGGCUGCUGGUGGGCAUUACGUUCCUUGAUUUCUUCUUCUCUCCCAGUGCUGCACUUAAAGAUGCAACAGAGCAAACUAAUAAAACAUUUUUAUUGAGUCUGAUUUGUGUGAGUCCAUCUUGGGUUUUCUAUAAGACUACUGGUGCAGUUUUAAACAAAUUAUUCUUAUAUGACUUAGUUUCAGACUUUGAGAAUCAGGUCACUUAAAGCAACAAUAUGGAACUCCUAUUUUGUGUUGAUUUUGGCGGCCCCUGUGGACAAAAGCGGCAAUGCAUCCAUGAGCAAUCAAUCGUUUUUCUUGCCAAGUAGGUUCUCACAGGUAACAAAUAUUCCAAGUAAAAAAACAGCAUAAAUAGAAAAUAUGAAGAAUAGAAAAAGUCA